Molecule: messenger RNA, 270 nt
Organism: Microthlaspi erraticum
Lineage: Eukaryota; Viridiplantae; Streptophyta; Magnoliopsida; Brassicales; Brassicaceae
Source: the annotation of a GenBank genome assembly
AUGCACGGACUGGUUUUUGGCCCAACUAAAGGUGAAGUCCAAAGACCACCGGCUGGGAAGAGACCUCGAACGGAGAAUGGGAAUGAGGGCGGUCCCGUCAUCGAAUAUGUGGCGCCGGUAGUAGCGAACGACGGGAAGAAUGGAAUGCAAAUUGUCUUCUCGGCGGCGCAGGAGAAAUCCCGGGAAGGCGACGAUGGGUGUGGAGAAUCAGGAGAGAGGGAGAAGGUACCGAAUCCGGGGGAUGAGGUACCGGAUUCGUCAGCGGCCUAA